Messenger RNA from Linum trigynum, 699 nucleotides. NCBI's taxonomy places the organism in Eukaryota, Viridiplantae, Streptophyta, Magnoliopsida, Malpighiales, Linaceae. The record is from the annotation of a GenBank genome assembly.
AUGGCGUUUCUAGCAGCAGCUCCAACUGCCACGCAGUAUUUGACGUCCUCGUCUGUUUCCCAGCAAUACAAUCACCUGCCGUGCGGCAAAACGACGACCCACCUCUGUUUUUCUUCUUCUUCGCUCUCUGCGACCCAGCCACAGCAAGGGUUUGGUAAUGCUCGCGCUCUUACUACCGUUGGGAGGCGUCAGGGGAACUCGUCGUCUUCUCUGGAAGCUCCAGAAGCUGUUAAGCAUCAUAUUGGAUCGAUUUCCCAAACUGAAGGCCUCCGUUUUGCCGUGGUGGUUGCUCGAUUCAAUGAGAUCGUGACUAGGCCGCUUUUAGAGGGAGCCAUCGGAACUUUCAGGAGGUAUUCCGUUGAUGAAGAAGACAUUGAUGUUGUGUGGGUUCCUGGUGUUUUCGAAAUAUGUUUAACCGCUGAAAGGCUAGGCAGGUCAGGGAACUACAAUGCAGUGGUGUGCAUUGGCGCUGUGGUACGAGGUGACACCUCACACUAUGAUGCUGUCGCAAAUUCAGCUGCAUCCGGAGUAAUGUCGGCUGGUCUAAAUUCAGGAGUCCCUUGCAUAUUUGGUGUUCUUACAUGUGAUGACAUGAACCAGGCUCUAGACAGGUCUGGUGGGAAAGUUGGUAACAAAGGUGCUGAGGCUGCUCUUACAGCUAUUGAGAUGGCAACCUUGUUUGAGCACCAGUUGAAGUGA